AUCUCCCAAUGGCAAACUUUCCAAACAUUACUUUAAAUUUUUGUACGUUACUGCAUGUGGAUCGGUCUACCAGACUGCCUGCGCAUUUGCAAAAUUGUCACAGAUGUUGUCGUGCAUCAUUCGGGAGGGCGACAAUGCCGUACUCGAUAUCAACAAUUCUCAUAAGAUGUUUGUCACCGUCAAACCGGGCAGCAAGGUGAAGAUUGGCAAGGCUAUGUGCUCUCUGGAGCCCCUCAUUGGCCAGUACUAUGGCAUACAGUUUGCGCUGGCGGCUGAUGGACAGACCCUCGAAUUUAAGCGACCAAAGAUGGAAAGGGAUGACGGGACCCAAAAGGAUGAGUGGCAUGCCAAUGGGACCAUGGACAAGAACAAUAGCGAGCUGCUGGACAGAGGGGAUGCCCAUCAGAACCUGAAGCCCGCGGACAUCGAGGCCAUGCGCGAAGCUGGGAUGGGAGGCGAAGCCAUCGUCGAAGCCUUGCUGGCAAACAGCGAGACCUACGAAAGCAAAACGCAGUUUGCACAGGCAAAAUAUCGCAAGCGCAAGGCGGACAAAUACAUGGCACAGGCGACGCUGGUCAGGCCCACAGCACGAUCAGUGGCCGAGGCAUAUUUUGCCAAGUCCCCCCAGAAAAUCCAGGGCCUGCGCGCCGACAGCCUGGCCUUGCUACUCUCCCUCGCCAACAUUGGCUCGCAUGCCAGGGUGCUUGUGAUUGAGACCUGCGGCGGCUUAGUCACUGGCGCUGUGGCAGAACGCCUGGGAGGCUCUGGCCUGGUGGUGUCAGGGUACACCGGACUGAGGGCUCCUUCGCUGGACAUUGUGCGCCAGUUCAACUUCCCAGCCAGCAGCAAGGCCAGCAUGGUGACAGCGCCCAUCAAUGCUCUCCUGCAGUGCGGACAGCCAGCCCCUGCAGAAAUCCCAGUGAGCGCUCCUCCAGAGAGCAACGCAGCAGCAGCAGAGGCCGGAGCAGAAGAUACGAAGCAGGACACGCCCAUGGCGGAUGCAGGCGCCGAGCAGGCAGCAGAGGCGCUGACACCGGCACAGGAGGGGGAUGCAGCAGUGCCUGUGGCAGGCACCACUACAGCUAAAGCUGAGCCGGUCAGUAAUGGAACAACUGGGGCAGCAGAAGGAGGGGUAGCGCAAACAGUUGCAGAGAGCAGAUCAGGGCAUGACGCCACCAGCAGCUCCACGCGGGACUUGCCAGACAUUGUCCAGCAGACCUGCCGCCAAGGCUUCAGCUGCUGUAUUCUGGCGGCUCCCCAGGUUCAGCCCCUGGCGCUGCUGCGCAAAGUGCUUCCGCUGCUGGCGCCGUCUGCUGCGUUUGCAGUCUUUGCAAACUGCUUGCAGCCGCUCGCGGACUGCAUGCUGGCCCUGCAGGUCUCAAAGGAAGCAGUGGCGCUACAGUUGCAAGAGUCGUGGUGGCGGGAGCACCAGGUGUUGCCAGGGAGGACACAUCCGGAGAUGAUGGUUUCAGCGACGGGAGGCUACAUUCUGACAGGCUACAAAGUAGUGACACCAGCAUGAUGCGAUGAACCGUGGCAGCAAGUAUUUUUAUGAAGGUUUGCCGACUGCUGAGACAUUUAGCGACCCUUGGGCCCAACAAUUGAUGAAGUGAAAUGCAGCUGUAAGGCAUAUUUACAGGC
This is a messenger RNA of Coccomyxa subellipsoidea C-169, 1641 nucleotides long. Its product is annotated as Gcd10p-domain-containing protein. The transcript is spliced from 6 exons. Gene Ontology annotation, biological process: tRNA methylation. The record is from RefSeq and is a predicted model, not a curated record. Bases 104 to 1522 code for a protein of 472 amino acids. Gene Ontology annotation, cellular component: tRNA (m1A) methyltransferase complex; nucleus. NCBI's taxonomy places the organism in Eukaryota, Viridiplantae, Chlorophyta, Trebouxiophyceae, Coccomyxaceae.